UGCACCGCUUUUCUUAAGUCUGCCACGAAUUAACAUCGAAUACAAAAACAGAUCUUCGAACCAGACGUAAAAUCGGCAAAACCUUUUCCAAUCUAGGUGUUCUUCGAUUCCUAAAAUAACUUGGCGCUCUUCCUUGUUGAUGGUGGCGUAAUGGUGGUCCAAUUAAUUCAGUUGUACACCUCAACGAGCAUGGACGGAAAUAGCAAAAGUGUUUCCGAUAAGUUAUUUUUUUCGGUGAUUUUCUAGUUCCACAUGAGUAUGGAAACCGGUUCCCAAGAGCUCGCCUCUCGUGGAAUUCUCGGCGGGUGUUUUCAUUCGGCGGUGUUGACAGGGAAGUACAUCCAGCUGUCUUCUGGUGGGAUAGUUAUCAUAGGAGUUUCAUUGCAGUAUUGUCGGAAUUAAUUAUGUUCACAUGCUAUAACAAUGACAUGAAAAUUUCAAAAAGGAUCUGAGACUAUGGAAUCAACUGAAGAAGUCGAAUCUGUGUGAACUUAUUACUCAAAAGAUUGCCCAUCUCUGCUGGAGAAAAAUGUGAAACGACCUCGACAAAUUUCUUUGAAAAAAAAUUAAAGAUUCUUUUUCUUAUCAUAUCACGGAUCUUUCAAAUGAGGUGUUAUUUCCAAAUAACUGUAUUAAGUAAUCCAUUAUACCUUUCUUCAACAUAAUUCCAAAAUUUGCAAUGUGAUAAAAUCCACCAAAGAUUUACAUCAUAAUUUAGUUUGUAGAGUAAACCGAAACAGAAUUUUAGUCACAAUGAAGUUUAAUAUCUCAUUAGCUUAUAUUUUAUUAACAACAUUCUUUAAGCAGAAUGUUCUGGGAGAACGGCGACCAUUUUAUAUCAUAGCACACAUGGUGAACGAACUACGUCAAGUGGAACAUUAUUUAGACCGUGGUGCCAAUGCGCUGGAAUCGGACGUACAAUUCCAUUCAGAUGGAAAAGUUAAGGAAAUAUAUCACGGAUUCCCAUGCGACUGUUUCAGAACGUGUCAUAAAAGUGCCAAAUUGUCAGACUACUUGACUCACGUGAGAGAAGUCACAGAUCCCAAUAAACCUAAUUCAUACUACGAAAGAAUGGUUCUACAGUUCCUGGAUUUGAAACUGAGUUCUUCUAAUAACAAAGAAGAAUCCGGCCGUGAUUUAGCUAGACACGUUUUGGAUUAUCUGUGGUCUAAAGAUAGAAAUCGGAAACAAGAGGUUAAAGUGGUCGUGUAUGCUGAUGAUUCCGGCGCAAAGGAUGUCUUUGCCGGAUUUUUGAAAGAAUUUCGAGAUCGUGGAGAAGAGGGUCGCCUGAAGGAUGUGGGAUUCGACGGCGGGAUGGGCAAUCUCUACCAAAUACGUGACAUGUUCAAAGAGCUCGGAGUCGGGAAUGUUUGGCAAGGAGAUGGAAGGACGAACUGCGUCAGUGCUUUCUAUCCUGAUGGACGCCUCAGGAGGGCGGUUGUCAUCAGAGAUUCCAAGAGUAGUUUCAUCAAUAAGGUGUACCAUUGGACCAUUGAUUUAAAAUUGAGGAUGAGGUUAUCUCUAAACCUUGGAGUGGACGGCAUGAUUACCAAUGAUCCAGAAGAUUUGUUGGAUGUAAUCCAAGAAUCGUACUAUGCACAGUCUUACAGACUGGCCACAGUGGACGAUAAUCCUUUCGAAAAAUUUGAAGACAACUGAAUUCCUUACCCAGUGGUUGAACCACAUCUCAGGGGAAUUUUUCUAGAGUUCUGCCGUGCAGAUUCUCAUCGAAUAUACUUGGUGUGUUAUAGAAAGAACGCUGUUAAGGUACACAAUCACAAAAAAAUACUCAGUCAUAAAAUUGCAAGUAUGAUGAUUGUUUCAAGUUUAAGUGUUAUUGGUGUUAAAGGUUGUAGCAGCAAAAUGGGCGAUUUCAUAACUCUGGAAAUAAUAGAUUCAAAGAAGAGGAAAGAAAAGAGAGUGAUAUGUCGUGGAAAAUAAAAGAUUGCCACUUAUUGUGAUAUCGGUGUUUAGCGCAAUGUUAGUUGAGAUGCCUUCAUAGAUUGGUCACUGUAAAGUAAACAAAAAAAACAAAAAAAAAACAAUAACAGUUAAAAAAACAAAACAAUAACAGUUAUAAAACCGUGCAUCUCGUAUCGUCAUUUACAUUUUACUCAUAAGAUCAAAAUGUAAAUAUUGUAUAGCUCUGACGAGCUGGCGGCUGACAUCUGACUUCAGACAGACGAGUUCAUGUGCUGAGAGCGAGAAAGGUAUGAAAAUGAAAACAUUAUGAAGAAAUAAUAGGGUUGUAAUAAUCUUGCUGUUCUUAUCAUCUCGUACCGGCCUUUACAUUUUACUCACAAGAUCAAAAUGUGAAUAUAGUAUAGCUCUGACGAGUUGGCGGUUGACAUCUGAUGUCAGAUACGUGAGUUCAUUUGGUAAAAGAGAGAAAGGCAUGAAAAUUUAUAAAAAUGUGGAGAAAUAAUAAGGUUGUAAUAACCUUACUGCCCUUAUCAUCUCGUACCGGCCUUUACAUUUUACUCACAAGAUCAAAAUGGGAAUAUAGCGAAGCUCUGACGAAUUAGCGACUGACAUCUGACCUUAGACAGAUGAGUUCAUUUGCUGAGAGGGAGAAAGGUACGAAAGUUGAAGCAUGAUGGAGAAAUAAUAAGGUUGUAAUAAUCUCAUCGUCCUUAUCAGUACCUUACACUCUCUAAGUACGUUGUGUUAAUAUGGCAGAUAAAUGGUUGUAAUAAAUAUUAAUUUGGUGUUUUAAACGAAUGAAAAACAGCAAAAUUUGAUACAUAUAAUUUAUUAAAACACAUUCCCUUGAUAACACGAAAUUCUUACCUCAUGUUCGCCAAUUCGUCAGAAUCAAGUUAAAAAUAGCUUUGAGUGAAAUAGUUAUACUAAGAAGUGGAGAUUUGGAGCCGAAAGAAAAAGGUGACUUAAUGAAUAAAAAAUUGAAUAAACAGGAAAUGCAAUUUUUUAGUGGACAUGUGCCGUUAGGUGCAAAAUAUACAAUGAGCGCCAUUUUUCGAAGUAUUUCUUAACAUUGUACUUCCAUAUAAUAUUUGCUUCGAAUAGUGUUCCUGAAAUCGUCCGUUUUGCUGCGAUGCUCAAUAUUUCCAGACUGCGCCUAGCUCAAAAUACACGAUUUUUUUAAAGUAUCAAAACGCUGUGUGAUCAAAGAUGUUUCUCACGCUCAAGAACAAUAAUGGAUUGUAGAGAAUGAAUUUUUACCUCGCCUUUAUUUAUUGAAUAUCAUUUAUUUUGAUUUGCGAUAGAAAAAUAUAGAGAGGAAAUUGUCAAAGAAUAUUGAAUUUAAUGCAAAUUGUUUUGCAAAAAUAAAGGAAAAUUCUUCAUAAAAAGAUUCUAUUUUAAUGCUAAUAAAGGAUAAAUGUUUUGUAUUGCAUCAUUAUCAACAAUUUAUCAAUACAAUAACAAAUGUUACAGUUAAUUACGUUUGCAAAUCCUAUGAUUGUGAUUAUUUUGUCAUGAUUUUUAU
This is a messenger RNA of Argiope bruennichi, 3448 nucleotides long. RefSeq names its product dermonecrotic toxin LdSicTox-alphaIB3b-like. Gene Ontology annotation, molecular function: phosphoric diester hydrolase activity. Gene Ontology annotation, biological process: lipid metabolic process. The record is from RefSeq and is a predicted model, not a curated record. Lineage: Eukaryota; Metazoa; Arthropoda; Arachnida; Araneae; Araneidae. The coding region runs from base 754 to 1659 and encodes 301 amino acids. The transcript has 4 exons.